AUGGUCGCCGAGACAAAGCUAUACGAUUCGCUAGGCAUCGCGCCCACGGCGACACCCGACGAGAUCAAGAAGGCCUACCGCAAAGCCGCUCUGAAAUACCACCCCGACAAGAACAAGGACAACCCUCAAGCCUCGGAAAAGUUCAAGGAGGUCUCGCAAGCCUACGAAAUCCUCUCCGAUGCCGACAAGCGCAAGACCUAUGAUCAAUUCGGUCUCGAGUUCCUUCUAAGAGGUGGUGCUCCNCCGCCGGAUGAUGCNUGGCGGCGCUGGUGGCUUUGGUGGUAUGCCUGGGGGCUUCGGAGGCUUCCUGGAGCAGCGGGAGGGCCUGGAGGUACAAAGUUCCAUUUCUCGACGAGUGGAGGUGGCAUGCCUGGUGGCUUCUCCUUCAGCAACCCCGAGAGCAUCUUUUCUGAAUUCCUCAGAGGUGGUGCUGGAGGUAUNGGGAGGUGGUGGCAUGGGGGAGACGAAGACGACUUCUUCUCGUCCUUCGGCAGUGCUAGUGGCAUGCCCGGCGGCUUUGGAGGCUCAUUCGGUGGCCGCCCUGGCGCAGGCGCUCGUGCCCGUCCUAGCAUGAAUGGCGGCAUGCCCAGACGUCAACAAACACCCGAAGUCACCGUUGUGGAAAAGCCACUGCCCGUCUCUCUCGAGGACUUGUUCACUGGCUGCACCAAGAAGAUGAAGAUUAAGAGAAAGACAUUCGACGAGCAGACCGGCAAGCAGUCGGUACAAGAUCGCAUCCUCGAGGUUCCGAUCAANAAAGGCCUCAAGCCCGGCAGCAAGAUCAAGUUUGCUGGAGUGGGAGACCAGGUCGAGGGAGGAGUGCAAGACUUGCACUUUAUCCUUGAAGAGAAAGAACACCCUCUCUACAAACGUGAAGCCGACGACAUUAUCCACAACGUUGAAAUCUCCCUAAAAGAAGCCUUGACCGGCUGGUCCAGAACCGUAAAGACCAUCGACGGCAAGCAGAUCGGUGUCAGCUCUGGCGGCCCCACACCACCAACCUACAAGGAUCGCUAUCCUAACCUAGGCAUGCCCAAGAGCAAGACACCAGAUCAACGAGGCGACUUUAUCGUCGGCGUCAAGAUUCAAUUCCCUACAAGUCUGACUCCUGCCCAGAAGAACCAGCUCAAGGAGAUUCUGUGA
Molecule: messenger RNA, 1143 nt
Organism: Aureobasidium vineae
Lineage: Eukaryota; Fungi; Ascomycota; Dothideomycetes; Dothideales; Saccotheciaceae
Source: the annotation of a GenBank genome assembly